CUACUGUGCUCAAGCACUGUUACGGGUUACGAGUUAACGCUACCGUACUCGUACCUGUACCUUCCCCCAAUUUAUUCCUUGCAGCACUGCCGCACAAGCACCCCAACACGAGUAACAGCUCCGCCAGCUACCGUACCCUUCUCUCUCCUCCUCCCCCCCUUCGCCGACAUCGUGGACCUAAUCAACCAACCGACUAAUCUCGCUUUAUUGCCUUCAACCGGCAUACGGAUUAAGUAACCUUGACAUAGGAGCUAGCAUCUAGAGCUUUAUUAUAUUAAGGGCACCUUCAAGAUGGCUAUGGAACAGGUGGAAGUUCCCAGCAGGUCGUAUUUCAUCCGCUGGGUAGAGUGCUCGAAGAAUUUUACCAUCUCUUGGAGCAUAAAACCUCAUAAAAAGUCGCUGAAUUUUGGAAUCUUUAGGCAUCCAACGGCUGGGAAUCAAUCAGCCUCGCAACUCCAACCCCCCCCCACUGCUAAGUCCGAUGACGCGUCUAGUAUAAAGCGACCGGGUAGCUCGAGGGCUCGGAGUAAUGAAGGGGACUGUAUUGAGCGGUUACACGCAGCAGGCUUAUUAGAUGUGUACUGGCAUGGAAAAGUGGAAGCAGAGAAAGUCACAACCGGCACGUACCAGGUGAAAGAAGGUGGUAUGUUUGCGCUGGUUUUCGACAAUACCUUCUCCAAGCAAGUCGCAAAAACAGCUACUCUCGUAUUGCUUACGUACCCUUCCACUUCUCCGCCUCCGGCUUCGCACGCCCUUCACCACUUCGAUUCCGCCCUUGCUUCAACUACAUCGCUGGUCCAAAAUGGUGGAAAAGGGCCAGGACAUGGACCUAGUGCAUCUGUUGAAACAUUCACAAUACAUGGGCAAGAUGGCACCACUCAUGAUAAAGAAUCCGUCUACUCUGCGCAUGGUUUCCACACAGGUGUCCUGAAGAAGCGUAAACGUAAGCGGCAUCAGGGCUAUGCCCGCCGCUUUUUUUCCUUAGAUUUCACCUCUUCAACCCUAUCAUAUUACUUGAAUCGGGAGUCCUCGGCACUCCGUGGAGCCAUUCCACUAUCUUUGGCUGCGAUUAGCGCAAGCGGAAAGGAGAGGGAGAUUUGUAUCGAUUCCGGUGCCGAGGUGUGGCAUCUCAGAGCAAAUUCUGAUCGGGAUUGGGAUCAAUGGAAGUCUGCCCUAGAGAAGGCUGCGCAGCAUGCGAUGGAGGCCGGCACCACCGGUGAUCAGCAUAUGCCUCUACCGGAUGUUCAACAGUCGGCUGCUAUCAAUACCCAAAACCAGGUAAUGGAAGACCGGGGCUGGGCGGGGGUUGAGGCUUUGGUUGGGCGUGUUGCCGGUGUUCGGGAUGCCGUGAGAAGGCUUGCAACAACUGCCGAGCAGCCCGCACCGCCUAAAAUUGGCGAAGCUGAUGCUGAGGCGAGCACCCCGUCAACGUCUGUUCAUUCAUUAACGGAGCAGAAGGAUAAGGAGCGUAGAAGACCAUUUUGGAAACGUAAGGUGAGUGGCGGAACAUCGCCUUCGGUUUCUUCGCAAUCUCUGCACCCCAUAUCUGCAGUUGCUGCUGCCGUGACAGCGGUAGCAGCUCCUGCCCUGCCUAAUGGAGUGGCUGGAAAUAUGCCGCUCCAUCAAGGGCAGGGUAUGGGUGGGCACCUCAAUGCGCUCCUUACGGAUCUUGAUUCGGUUGUUGCAGACUUCUCCAAACUAGUCGCAGAGAACAAACAGAGGAGGUGGUUGAAUCAUCGCGUAUCCCAACAUCAAUCUGCAUCACCUAUAGUGGCUUCUAGAGUUAGCAUAGAAUCCUCAGCAUCAGAAGAAUUCUUUGAUGCUGAGGACGACAUGGUCGAAGGGGAACGAGGUAGAGUUGUGCUUCUGAAUGACGACGAGGGCUCCGCACGCGGGGCGUCAAGUUCACAAGGUGUGACAGACGACGAAGAGAGUGAUGAAGAAGACGAGGGCUUCGAUAAUGAUCAGCCUCCGCGGUCUGCCGCUAAGUUUGAAGAUGAAGAUGUCACAGACGCGAAUGGGGUGAGGGACUUGAGUCCUUUGCCUUUGGAACCUAUAGAGCGACGUGCUCUGGUACCUGCUGCUACCGUGAUGCCCCCUAGUUUGAUUGGGUUCUUGAGGAAAAACGUCGGAAAAGAUCUUUCAACUAUUGCAAUGCCAGUAUCUGCGAAUGAGCCAACAAGUCUUUUGCAGAGACUUUCCGAGCAGUUGGAAUAUUCCGAGUUACUGGAUGAAGGCGUCAAUGCUUCUGUAGCGAAUGGGGGACGGCUGCUUUAUGUUGCUGCAUUCGCUACUAGUUCAUUCUCGAAUAGCAGGGUAAAAGAGAGAUCUAUCCGUAAGCCAUUUAAUCCGAUGCUGGGUGAAACGUAUGAGUUGGUUAGAGAGGAUAAGGGGUUCCGUUUCAUUGCCGAGAAGGUAUCGCAUCGACCAGUCAUCAUGGCUUGUCAAGCAGAAUCCCAAAAUUGGACAUUUACUCAAUCUCCCAUGCCGACGCAGAAGUUCUGGGGCAAAUCCGCAGAACUUAACACCUCAGGCCGAGUCCGAAUCCACUUCCCAUCGACCGGUGAUUCCUUUUCCUGGACAAUCGCAACCAGCUUUCUCCGCAACAUCAUCGCUGGGGAAAAGUACGUAGAGCCUGUAGGAUCCAUGACAAUCCAUCACGAAAACACGGGCGAGAAAGCUAUAGUAACCUUCAAAGCCAACAAAGGCAUGUUCGCUGGGCGCAGCGAGGAAGUAACAAUCCAAGCAUUCGAUUCCUCCGGCAACCCCUACCCAGUGAGCCUUUCUGGAAAAUGGACAGAGAAACUCAUGCUCGAGGGCGUCGGCUCCCCGAAGAAAUUCUGGGAAGUGAAAGAGCUGGUAGAAAACGCACAGACAAGAUACGGCUUCACCAAGUUCGCGGCGGCGCUCAACGAGAUCACACCCAUCGAGCAAGGCAAGAUCCCCACCACAGACACCAGACACCGGCCCGACCAGCGCAUGGUGGAAGAGGGCCGCCUGGACGAGGCGGAGGCCAUGAAGAUGAGGCUCGAAGAGGCCCAGCGAGUACGACGCAAGGAGAUGGAAGAUAACGGAGAAGCCUGGCAACCCAAAUGGUUCGUCAAGGUGCGGGAAUACGCCGACGAGGAGAUUUGGAAGAUCAAGACGGGCAAGGAAGGGUACUGGGAGCGGAGAAGCAAAGGCGAGUGGAAGGGUGUGCCUGUCAUCUUUGAGGAGUAGAGAGAAAAGAAAAAGCAAAACGAAAAGCGGAAGCAUGGAUAUGGGUAGAUGGAUAUAUAUCCGUAGAGAGAGAGUGUGUGCCUCGAUUGAGAAAGUCAAAACCGAGUGGUAUAUAUACACUGGCUGGUGUUUGUUUGUCUUAUUUACCUUGUUUUACUCUCUUCUCUCUUUUUUUUUUUUUCUUUCUCCUUUUCCUUUCUAGUUUUAGUCUUGAUUUGGAGCGAGGUUAUUAUGAUAGAUGGGGGAAGGAUUGGGAUAAAACGAGAUCCUGUUUGAGUAUUUAUUUUGUUGUAGUCGGUCGAGUAAAAAAUAGUACCGGUACUGUGUUUCGCGAAUGUCGCGAUUA
Messenger RNA from Tuber melanosporum (Perigord truffle), 3565 nucleotides. RefSeq lists its product as uncharacterized. Gene Ontology annotation, biological process: exocytosis; endocytosis; maintenance of cell polarity. NCBI's taxonomy places the organism in Eukaryota, Fungi, Ascomycota, Pezizomycetes, Pezizales, Tuberaceae. The coding region runs from base 292 to 3219 and encodes 975 amino acids. The record is from RefSeq and is a predicted model, not a curated record. Gene Ontology annotation, molecular function: sterol binding. Gene Ontology annotation, cellular component: plasma membrane; intracellular membrane-bounded organelle; cytosol. The transcript is spliced from 6 exons.